Molecule: messenger RNA, 1449 nt
Organism: Meira miltonrushii
Lineage: Eukaryota; Fungi; Basidiomycota; Exobasidiomycetes; Exobasidiales; Brachybasidiaceae
Product: Sodium/hydrogen exchanger
Exons: 1
Biological process (GO): regulation of membrane potential; intracellular potassium ion homeostasis; proton export across plasma membrane
Cellular component (GO): plasma membrane
Molecular function (GO): sodium:proton antiporter activity
Source: RefSeq, a predicted model, not a curated record
AUGACCGAAACAUCAGUGGAUCCUUCGAGCUUCAGUCCUUUCGAGGUGACUGCCGUACACUUGGUGUACGUAGGAUUGGGAUUCUUUAUCGUCUUAUUUGGAAUGUUUUCCUUAUUCAUCAAAGAAAGAUUAUAUCUUGGUGAAGCUCCAUUAGCCGCAGUAUUUGGAAUUAUCGUAGGACCGGCAGCUUUGAAUCUUUUUAAUCCUUCAAAAUGGGCAAAUAAUCAAAGUGGUGCUCCUGGUGGUCAAAUUACCGAUGAAAUCUCUUUGGAAGUUUUACGAGUUACGAUUGCUUUAUCCGUUUUCGCUGUUGGAGUGGAAUUGCCGAAGAAGUAUCUUUUACGACAUUGGCGUUCGAUUGCUUUUCUUUUGGGACCAGUCAUGAUUUGGGGUUGGUUGAUCACUGCCCUGUUCAUGUAUGCUCUCGUUCCGGGUUUGGAUUUCCUCAACAGUUUGGUCGUUGCCUCAUGCGUUACACCUACCGAUCCGAUUUUAGCACAAGCUGUCGUUGGUGGUCCAUGGGCAGAGAAGCACGUACCUGCACAUCUUCGACAUAUCCUGAUGUGUGAAAGUGGAUGUAACGAUGGUGCUGCUUUCCCAUUCUUGUACCUCGCACUUUUCCUAACGCUUCAUCGUGAUAAUCGUGGAAAAGCAAUCGCAGAAUGGUUUUACGAUGCAUUGGCAUAUCAAAUCAUCUUUGGAACGCUUUUAGGUGCUUUGAUCGGAUGGGCAGCAAGGAAGUUGAUGAGAUUUUCCGAACGUCAUAAAUUGGUUGAUCGUGAAUCUUUUGUUGCUCAAUACGUUUCUUUAGCAAUCGCAAGUAUGGGAGUGAAUGUUUUAUUGGGCAGUGAUGAUUUACUUGCUGCUUUUGCAUGCGGAACAGCUUUCGCUUGGGAUGGUUGGUUUACCAAACAAACUGAAGAUUCAAACUUUAGUUCGAUUGUCGAUUUGUUGUUCAACGUUGCCGUCUUUAUUUAUAUCGGAGCUAUGAUGCCUUUCCGUGAUUGGGCGGGAGGAACGGAAGCUGAACCAAAUACGUUGAAUUUAUGGCGUCUGUUUGUUUUGGCAAUUUGUGUCCUUUUGACAAAGCGUAUCCCUAUUGUGAUUGCUUUGUGGAAAUGGAUUCCAGAUAUCAAGACGUUCCGUGAAGCUGUUUUCGCAGGUCACUUUGGUCCUAUUGGUGUUGGUGCAAUCUUUAUUGCAACAUUGGCAAGGACAGAAUUACCGGAAGAGAUCCCAAGUCCUCCUCAAACAUCCAAUGAUGUGCUGGCCUUGGUUGUUCAACCAAUCAUUUACUUCUUCGUUAUUUGCUCGAUCACCAUCCACGGUUUGACGAUUCCCUUCUUUGCCUUCAGCAAGAACGCAACUCGUAUGACACGAACAUGGAGUCGUAAUCCAAGCUUUGGUCGUUUUGAUACUGAACCAGGAUGGGUUAGUCGAAUGCGUAAA